Messenger RNA from Nymphalis io (European peacock), 3176 nucleotides. It is a transcript of the gene cry2, whose product is annotated as cryptochrome-1-like. Bases 855 to 3143 code for a protein of 762 amino acids. The transcript is spliced from 12 exons. Gene Ontology annotation, cellular component: nucleus; cytoplasm. The record is from RefSeq and is a predicted model, not a curated record. Gene Ontology annotation, molecular function: DNA binding; FAD binding. Lineage: Eukaryota; Metazoa; Arthropoda; Insecta; Lepidoptera; Nymphalidae. Gene Ontology annotation, biological process: negative regulation of DNA-templated transcription; entrainment of circadian clock by photoperiod; circadian regulation of gene expression.
AUUUCUUAUUCUGACAUUCUACCAGUAAUCUGUACACUGCGUUCCGAGUUUGGCUAUUCUCUGUUUGUAUUGUAUCAACGCAGUUUUAAUUUAGUGAUGUUCUAGAAAGUCCAUUCCAACUACAAUUAAUUAUUACUUAGGAAAUAAUAAGUUUAUAUAUACAAAUUAAGUUGCAAGUGUUAAAACGAUAAAAAAAACGUUAUUCAGUGCUAAAAAUUUUGCAAAAGAGACUAGCAAAAUAUAAAAAUCAAUGUUUUGUAGCGAUGUGAUAUGAGUCAACAUUAACAUUUUCUUCUACUAUUGAUUUUAUACUAAAAAAAUAUAUUACAUUUAAAAUGAGACAUUUACAAUUUUGAACAAGUGCUUACUAUGUUUUUCCCUGGAGAUCUUGUUUUAAGAACUCCUGCGGAGCGGAUUGCAAGAGAGCAAACUGGUGCAUGCCUUAUAAAUAGCGCACAGAGAAUAAAAUUUGCAAGUAAAUCAUGCAUGUCAAUUUGCUUCACUUCAUGCCUGUAACUUGCAAGAAAGCAUAAUUAAGCCAUGAUUACUAAAGCAAAUCAUUACAAACAGGAUGUAAAUACAAGUAGACAUGCACAAUCGGUGGUAGCAUGCCUGGCUUUGCUUUCAUAAAUGUUUUUUUUUGGCGUUCGGCUUAAAACCCCACCUGAUAGCGCAUUGUAUUAGGUCACAUGGAAUGCCUAUUUUUCAUAUAUGUUCAGUAUUUAUAUUAUGAAAAGUGAAAAUUGGUGUGAUACAAAACAUUUUCAAUCUUACGUUUUUCACUCACUUCGUCAGUUUUAAAUAAUUAUGGUAACAAAAAUUACACACUAGACAGUGAUGUCGGUGACGUAGUUAUGUCGGCCGCCGCGGAGACGCCGCCGGCGUCGAGCACGCGGACUCCUGUCGCGGCGCAAGUGAGCACGCCAUCGGGGCGUCAACCAGUGAAGAACACCGUGCACUGGUUCAGGAAGGGGCUCCGACUUCACGAUAACCCGGCUUUACGGGAGGGCCUCACCGGCGCAGCAACGUUUCGAUGCAUUUUCAUUAUCGAUCCAUGGUUCGCAAGUUCGUCGAAUGUUGGCAUCAACAAAUGGAGAUUUCUUCUACAAUGCCUAGAAGAUUUAGACAACAAUUUGAAAAAGUUGAAUUCACGGCUUUUUGUCGUGAGAGGCCAGCCGGCGGAUGCGUUACCAAAACUGUUUCGGGAAUGGGAAACAACCGCACUCACAUUCGAGGAGGAUCCGGAGCCGUACGGUCGCGUUCGAGACCACAACAUAACGACCAAAUGUCGCGAAGUUGGCAUAAAAGUCACUUCCAGGGUCUCGCACACACUGUACAAGCUGGACAACAUUAUAGAACGCAAUGGAGGCAAAGCACCAUUAACGUACCACCAGUUCCAAGCACUGAUCGCGAGCAUGCCUCCACCGCCGCCGGCUGAGCCCGCCAUAACGGCGGACAUGCUCAACGGUGCCAUCACCCCACUCGGGGCCGAUCAUGAAGAUCGCUUCGGUGUACCCACCCUCGAAGAGCUUGGCUUUGACACUGACGGACUCAAACCUCCACUUUGGAUCGGUGGUGAGAACGAGGCCUUAUUGAGGCUGGAAAGGCACUUAGAGAGAAAAGCGUGGGUGGCUUCAUUUGGACGACCGAAGAUGACGCCGCAGUCUCUGCUCGCUAGUCAGACAGGAUUAUCGCCUUACUUGAGAUUUGGGUGCUUAUCCACAAGGCUAUUUUAUUAUCAACUGACCGAGCUGUAUACAAGGGUAAAGCGAGUUCUACCGCCGUUGUCAUUACACGGCCAAAUACUGUGGAGGGAAUUUUUUUAUUGCGCUGCGACUAAGAACCCCAACUUUGAUCGAAUGGAAGGGAACCCGAUAUGUGUACAGAUCCCUUGGCAGAAAAAUCAAGACGCUCUCUUGAAGUGGGCAAAUGGCAAAACUGGUUAUCCAUGGAUAGAUGCAAUAAUGAUUCAGUUACGAGAAGAAGGUUGGAUCCAUCAUUUAUCGCGACACGCAGCUGCGUGUUUCCUCACGAGAGGCGACCUCUGGAUCUCAUGGGAGGAAGGCAUGAAGGUAUUUGACGAGCUGCUCCUGGACGCCGAUUGGUCGGUUAAUGCGGGCAUGUGGAUGUGGCUGUCGUGCUCAUCUUUCUUCCAGCAAUUUUUCCACUGCUAUUGCCCCGUCCGCUUUGGUCGAAAAAUUGAUCCAAAUGGUGACUUCAUUAGGAAGUAUAUUCCAGCGUUGAGGAAUUUACCAACUCGUUUCAUUCACGAGCCCUGGAUGGCACCGGAGACGGUACAACAAGAUGCGAAUUGUAUCAUUGGACGAGACUACCCACAACCGAUAGUCGACCACGCUAAGGCCUCGCAGGUUAACAUCGAGCGCAUCAAGCAAGUUUAUGCCCAACUCGCGAAGUACAAGCCACCAGGUUCAUCAAUUCCACAAGUUUUGCAAAGACCAAAUGUAACUCAAUCAUCUCCGAGUCCAACAUCAAUAAUUGCAAAUAUAAAUCAAUCAAGUUAUUUAUGUAGUCAGACAUCUGACUCAGCCUCACAGUCGUCUCCGGCUACACAAAUCAAAGAUGACGGGUUUCUCCGACCAGCUAAUAUCCGAAGCAUUGCGACAAAUAAGGCUACACCCUUUAAGCAGGUUGUUAUAAUACAACAGGAACGAAAUAAGCGGGAGCGAACUGUAGUCGAAGAUAUGAAUGGAUCAAACAAUGGUGAUACAAACAAAUCUAUUAAAAUGAAUGAUAACACCAAUACUACACAAAAUUUAGAAAAAUCAGGAAACUACGAUAUCAGGAAUUUACUUCUAAAUAAUUGUAUACGGAAGUUUUCUAGUGAUCAAUUGGCGUUUUUAAAUCAACGAACCAACAAAACCGAGAAUUUUACCCAAGAUAUUAAAAUAGAUGAAUACAGCACAAGCAAACCGAAAUUAUUUUUCACAGAAAAUGGAGUGAUGCCUUGUCAUGACAGCAAACAGAAAAUUACAUCUAAUAACUUCAGUAAUAAUAAUCACAGUAAGGAUAGUGAUACCAAAGUACAAUCUGAAGAUUCUAGUAAUGAACAUAAUAUGAACAUAAAAGAUAGGCCAACUCCAUCUGAUUCUCAGGAUAAUAUAUCAGAUAAUGAAAAGAAAUAAAUUGAUUAAAUAAAAUAUAAUUACAAACUUUUU